UACCGAUUGGCUUUGAGGAAUGGGCGGGGCUGCUGCCUCCUGUCCGGCUUCCCAUAGGUGAAGGAAAGUUAAGGUGGGCCCCCAGCGAGAUUUUUGUCCCGGGUCGACGAGGACAGUCCUGGGGAUUUUUUUUCCCCCCCCCCUGCUUUGGAGGCCCCGGGCUCAAGGCAAAUUAUAAGUGGGAAACCAAUUGGAAGGAAAGAAAUUUGAACCGAGUUAAGGUGCCAGAAAGAGAAGCAGCCCUAUCUGAAGUCUGCAUCUGCCGCUGACAAACUUGGGGGGGGGGGGGGGGGCUGUGUUAAGGGAAGGGGGUUCAGCAAGCACAGGUAGAGAAGAGGCCGGUACUGCCCCAACAGGCCAUCAGAGAGCGGCAAAAUGAUGGAGGGCACUAGAAAGAAGUCACUCUAGAGACAAGAGAGGACUCUUGGAAGCCGAGAAGGCUUUGAGAAGUCCUUUCCGGACUGAGCCGUCGCCGGAGGCCCCUGGCGGCCCGCCCGCGCACAGAGGUCCACGAUGGGCCUGCUCCAGGGCCUUCUCCGGGCGAGAAAGCUGCUGCUCGUUAUCUUCGUGCCGCUGCUGCUGCUGCCUCUGCCCAUGCUCCACCCCAGCAGCGAGGCCGCGUGUGCUUAUGUGUUGAUCGUGACUGCUGUGUACUGGGUGUCUGAGGCGGUGCCCCUCGGAGCUGCAGCCCUGGUGCCUGCCUUCCUUUACCCAUUCUUCGGAGUCCUCCGAUCCAGUGAGGUGGCCGCCGAAUACUUCAAGAACACCACGCUGCUGCUGGUGGGUGUCAUCUGCGUGGCAGCUGCCGUGGAGAAGUGGAACCUGCACAAACGCAUUGCUCUGCGCAUGGUCAUGAUGGCCGGAGCCAAGCCGGGCAUGUUGCUGCUCUGCUUCAUGUGCUGCACCACACUGCUCUCCAUGUGGCUCUCCAACACGUCCACCACCGCCAUGGUGAUGCCCAUCGUGGAGGCCGUGCUGCAGGAGCUGGUCAGUGCCGAGGAGGAGCAGCUCGUGGCGGGCAACUCCGGCGCCGAAGAGGCCGAGCCCAUCAGUCUCGAUGUAAACAACAGUCAACCCUCCCUGGAACUCAUCUUUGUCAAUGAAGACACGUCGACUGCAGACUUCACUUCUCUGAUGCAGGACAAGAACCUGAAUGGGGUGCCCCCAAUCACCAACCCUGUCAAAAUGGCAAGCCCCCAGGGCAAGAAGCAGCACCGAUCCCAGGAAAAGCCACUAGUCCUGAUUCCUGGGCCCAGGAACCAGGAGCUCAACAGAAAGUACAAGUCCCAGCGUGACCAGAUGAUCUGCAAGUGCCUGUCUCUGAGCAUAUCUUACGCCGCUACCAUUGGGGGCCUGACCACCAUUAUUGGUACCUCCACCAGCCUCAUUUUCUUGGAACACUUCAACAACCAGUACCCAGCUGCAGAGGUGGUCAACUUCGGCACCUGGUUCCUCUUCAGCUUCCCCAUCUCCCUCAUCAUGCUGGUGGUCAGCUGGUUCUGGAUGCACUGGCUGUUCCUGGGCUGCAAUUUUAGAGAGACCUGCUCUCUGAGCAAGAAGAAGAAGACCAAAAGGGAAGCGUUGUCAGAGAAGAGGAUCCAAGAGGAAUAUGAAAAGCUGGGAGCCAUUAGCUACCCUGAAAUGGUAACCGGAUUUUUCUUCAUCCUGAUGACCGUGCUGUGGUUUACCCGGGAGCCUGGCUUUGUUCCUGGCUGGGAUUCUUUCUUUGAAAAGAAGGGCUACCGCACGGAUGCCACAGUCUCCGUUUUCCUCGGCUUCCUCCUUUUCCUGAUCCCGGCAAAGAAGCCUUGCUUUGGGAAGAAGAGUGACGGGCAGAACCAGGAGCCCUCCCGGGGGACGGAGCCCAUCAUCACCUGGAAGGACUUCCAGAAGACCAUGCCCUGGGAGAUUGUCAUUCUGGUGGGAGGAGGCUAUGCUCUGGCUUCAGGCAGCAAGAGCUCUGGCCUCUCCACAUGGAUUGGGCAUCAGAUGUUGUCUCUGAGUAGCCUCCCACCGUGGGCCAUCACCCUGUUGGCAUGCAUCCUGGUGUCCAUUGUCACAGAGUUUGUGAGCAACCCAGCCACCAUCACCAUCUUCCUGCCUAUCCUAUGCAGCCUGUCUGAAACGCUGCACGUUAAUCCACUCUACACCCUGAUCCCAGUCACCAUGUGCAUCUCCUUUGCAGUGAUGCUGCCCGUGGGCAAUCCCCCCAACGCCAUCGUCUUCAGCUAUGGGCACUGCCAGAUCAAAGAUAUGGUGAAAGCUGGCCUGGGGGUCAAUGUCAUUGGCCUGGUGAUCGUGAUGGUGGCCAUCAACACAUGGGGAGUUAGCCUCUUCCACUUGGACACUUUUCCAGCCUGGGCUAAGGUCAGUAACCUCACUGAUCAGGCCUGACACAAGCGGGCACACAGCCCAGCCAGAGGAGCUACGAGCGCUGAACAGGAUCUGACCAAGAAAGCUGCCAGGAGCACACAACCCCCACCAGAAGAUUCCACAGCCUGCCACCCCAGGUGACGAGCAGGAAGCCUCCGAUGCUGGGACGUUAGUGCCUUCUUCUCCGCCCUCCUUCCUCAGCACUGUAGUUCAGGAAAACCUAGCACUGUUCUCAUGUCCUGUAUCUUGGGCUCUCCAGGUCUUUCUGAGGACAGGAAGAGCAGAAAGGCUGACUCAGUCGCCCCUCAGAGGCUAACUAAGCCUCACAAACUAGCCUCACUGGCUUCCAUGUUAUUCUUAAUACCUUAACCCCUUUUUAGGAGUUGGAGGAGAAAUCAAAUCAUCCCACCUGUGUAGUCACAUCUCCUCUUUCGGAGGAAAAUCUUCCCCCGGAACUUUCUCCUCAGCGUUUCUAUCCUAAGUUCUCACCACAAAAAGGCGAUCUUGGCAAGUCCUCUUUGUGGCGAUCAGUACUCUUUUCUCACUACUCUGAUUCCCUUCUAAGCAUCUCCCUUCAAUGGCUUCUCUUUACCCUUGGCACCAAAUUCCCAUAAAGAAAUAGUGUCCCCCUUUAGAAAGAGGCUUGUACUGUUCUCUUUGUCCAAGGAAAAAGAAGUAGAGACAGAAGACACACGGAAAUCAGUACAGGUAUCCCCGGCUUUUCAAAAGUUCUGGUUACGCCGCUUUGCUUUUACAAAAGACCUACAUGAGUACCUGUUUUGGCUAACCGGAGGAAAUCUGAAGAGGAUUUUUGGAUUUCCGAGAAGAGUCCAAGUAGUGUUCAGUGGUUUUGCGGCGAGCCCUUCGAGGGGCAGUGCGCAACCUGAGCAACUGGAGUGGUGCCACUGGGUCGCCUCCCGGGGAACUGCACCCAGCGUCUCUGCACGGAGCCGCUGGAGCUGCGAGCUGCACCUGCGAGCGUCUGUGCUGUAUGCCCAUUUACUUUGCACACCCGUCAGCAAGAAGUUCCUAAGGUAUCAGGGAAGCCUAAGAGAGGUUAUUGCGGAGGUCUGGAAAUGCUCAAACGUCUUUCCAUAGAAAUGAAUGGCAAUUGCCUCUUCGCUUUAUGUCAUUUUGGCUUACGGAAGGUUUCAUAGGAAUUCUCUACUUUUGGAGAGCGGGGCGGGGGUGGGGAGGGGGCACCUGUCUCUCUCUUCGCUUUCCACUAAUCAUCAAUACCACUGCAUUGGGUGAGUUGGGAGGGAGAAAAAACUUCCAUACCUGUCUUAUUAAAAAGGCCAAAACUAUCAUUAAGACCACAGUGCUAUUAGCGAUAUCUGACUGGCUUUCUUUUGGAUGUAAUGAGUAGUUUGUUCCUGAGAAAGCAAGUACAGAAGGCCUCACACACCAGCGACUUCCUACAGGGAGCCCCUCGAGGGGAGAGACGUCUUCUGUCUCUUCAAGUCCCCCGCAACUCAUACGAUAUAGUAAACUAACUACCUAAUAAAUGUUUCCUGUGAGAAAAAAUCACUUUGGAAAUCAAGGCCUCCUUCUUCCUCUUGAAAACCAGGCCGUUUUCUCCACGACAGAUGUUCCUGCUCGAUGACUGGAUAUAGCUCCCAAUCCCCCUGGCUUGGAGACAUUACAUAGUUUUGAUUUCUACCACCAGUUACUUGCUAAGUAGGUCUUACUGGAAAAGGUACACCCUGGAGCUGCUACAUUGUUUUACUUGAUUUUAAGUUAUUACUGACAUCAUGGGUGGUUUCCCCACAACAAUAACUUACCAGUGAAGUCGCUCUCUUAGUUUAUCAAGGGUCUGUGAAUUAUAAGAUUUCUUUUGUGCCGGUCAGCACUUGUGUGCUCUGACCACAACGAAACUGACAGGAUUUAACCGCGGAUAUUACUGCUUCUUCUGCAUCAAUGAGCUUAGGCCACAUUAUGUGACUAGUGAUAAAAAUAAAGACCUCCUGAGCCCAAAUAAAAUCCCAGUGUAAUAUA
Messenger RNA from Neofelis nebulosa (Clouded leopard), 4371 nucleotides. It is a transcript of the gene SLC13A4, whose product is annotated as solute carrier family 13 member 4. Lineage: Eukaryota; Metazoa; Chordata; Mammalia; Carnivora; Felidae. Gene Ontology annotation, molecular function: transmembrane transporter activity. The transcript has 17 exons. The coding region runs from base 514 to 2394 and encodes 626 amino acids. Gene Ontology annotation, biological process: monoatomic anion transmembrane transport. Gene Ontology annotation, cellular component: membrane. The record is from RefSeq and is a predicted model, not a curated record.